AUGUCGCCCCAGACCACCAGUAUAGCCGAAGUGGCUGUAUAUCCCAAGGAUGGAAAGCUAACCCUCGCCAACGGCUACAUGCCUGAACUGCCGGCCAAGCAUCUCAAUACUCCAGUCGAGGUCACGCCUUCGCCGGAGGAGAUAGCUACGGGACAUUUCAAUGAUGCCAAUAUCAAAUUGUUUCUCUCCGGCAUGCAUCGCGAUGGUGUGGUUAUACUCAAGGACGUUGUCAAUCCCGCACAUCUUGACAUUAUCAACGAGUUCAUGGAGGAGGACACCAAGAACGAAUUGAGCAAAGAAAACCUCUACCAAAACUUUGGGGCCGAGAAUCUGCAACAAGGCCCACCUUUGACGCCGUCCAAGUACUUCUUCGAUGAUGUGUUCCUAAACAGGCUGCUCUUCCACGCUGUGAACUUAUACCUAGGGCCUAAUGCCACAUGGAACAUGGUCACCGGAAAUAAUGCUUUGCCCAACGGCGUUAAGCGACAACCUGUACAUUCCGAUGCCAUGUGCAACCAUCCACCAGCACCAUUCUAUGUGGUUGCUAACGUCUACACAACGGAUGCCAGUGCUGCCAAUGGUUCUACGGAGAUAUGGCUCGGAACUCAUCAUUAUAACACCGAAGCUCAAACCCCAAUGGGCCCGAAAGGCGAGACUCACAUUACUGAUGAGUACGUCGAGGAGCGAAAGAAGACUUUGCCUGGAUUCCAGCCCACUGUCAAGAAGGGGUCAAUAUUGUUUCGUGAUAUGAGGUUGUGGCACGCCGGGGUUUGCAAUAAGUCUGACGCGACUCGGUACAUGAUUGCUCUGGGAUUCUCCGCCAGCUGGUGGCAUGGAACUGCGCGGUUCAGGGUGCCUGCAGAUACUGGUGUCUAUGAGCGCAUUGUUCAUGGUACCAAGAACCAUGGCGUGACGCCGCUGAUGGUGGAGUUGCCUCCUGAAGAGUACGAGAGACUACGCAACGCGCAUGAUUUCAGUGACGUGGAGAAGAUGACCUAUGAAGGCGAGAUAUUCUAG
Exophiala viscosa is the source of this 1017-nucleotide messenger RNA. RefSeq lists its product as uncharacterized. The record is from RefSeq and is a predicted model, not a curated record. NCBI's taxonomy places the organism in Eukaryota, Fungi, Ascomycota, Eurotiomycetes, Chaetothyriales, Herpotrichiellaceae. The transcript has a single exon. Bases 1 to 1017 code for a protein of 338 amino acids.